GAAUUCUCUUUCAAGGUUGUUUCCACCUAUGUGGGCACCUGAUCUUGGAAGCAAUGGUGAAUUCUCAGGGCUCUCAUCGAAGCAUUCAGUUGAAAGUAAGGAUUUUUCAAACCUCCUGGGCACACAGAACUACUAUCAGGAACAAUUGCAAAAGUCUCAUGAUUUGGAGGUGUUACACAGAGGUUUGGAAGAUCUUCAUUUCAUAGAGUCUUGGCUUUCUCCAUCUGGCCCUUGCACUCAGCCUGAUAAUAUACUGAAGAAUGGUUACCCUGAAAAUUCCUCUUUGCAAAAUAAUAAUAAUAAUACAAUUCACCAAGAAGGGUUUUCAUUUCAAAAUGUAGACUAUCAUCAGCAUUUGUGCAGUUAUGACCACAUGAAGUUAAAUGGAGACUAUGAAAAAAUCACUUCCAAUUUUAGCACUUUCUCUUCUCAGAACAGAAUGAAAGAAGGCACUAGCGUUCAGACAGAGUAUUGGAAAACUGAAAGAACAAGAGGCAAAGUUAUGAAAAAUGAUGCUGAAGAACAAACUAAGUAUUCCUCUGAUCUUUCCAAUCAGCCUGUUGAUGACUCUUGGGAUAAAGUGUCCCAGAACAACCACUUGUUUUCUAAGAGAUAUGAAAACUUCACAGCUGCUCAGAAAUUGCACUCAACUCUUCAUCCAUCACUAUAUUUUUUGGAUCAACUCCCUAAAGAAAAUAAUUUUUCUGGAGGGACAAACAGAAAACCCCAGGACAACCACAUGCAAAAUGGUCAUCACAGCUUUACUUUGGGGGAUGCUUUUAAUAAUAAUGAAUGUCAGAUCCAUAUUAGCCCUAAAGAAUGCUCUCAUAAAGCUUCUGAAUAUGAUUUAUCUGUAAAAAAUGUUAUGCAAAAUGGGAGUUAUUUAUCUUACCAUGGACAUACGUGGCUGGAUGGGAAAAUUGCAAGUCCGACAGCUGCAUCAGAUGUCACGUAUGGAAAGCAAGUGGUGACAAGUCCGCAGUCAUCUUCAGGGGUUUCAACCAUGUCCAGUGGUUCUCCCACCCAUCAAUCAUCUUACUACUCGCAGAUAUCACCUGUCCUCCCUUCAAGGAAAGAUGGAAGGUUACAAAUACCAAACGGUGUUUCUAAUAAUUUAGGAGUUUCUAAUGUCAUCUCAGAAAAUCAGAAGCAAAUGAAACCCAUUGGACGAUCACAGCAUGAUUCAUUGACUAAUAAGGAGGGGCAAUACCAUAAAUUCCCCAUUAAUUUUUCAUCUGACUGGUUAACACAACAGAAUGCUGUAAGUGGAGACCCUGAAAAAUACCACAGAUUUCCAAAAAAGCAGAUCGAAGAAAACAAUAAUAAAGAUGAUAGAAGAGGCAGAAGGAAUUGGAUUCCUCAUUUAGGAUAUACAACCCCAAACCGUCAGCAGUUCAAUAUGUUCCAAAAAACCCAUGAACAGAAUGGUGGUAGCAUGUCAGACUUCAUCAAUCCUUCUGUUCUUCCUUCUUUCCCAUUAAUGUCUGAUUUUAAGCAAAAUCCCAACUUUCCUCCGUUUAAUCACCAUUUGUUUUCAUCAGCAAACAAUUUCAGUUUCCCUCCAUCAACAUUUCCAUUCUCAGAACUUGUUGAUCUUUUUCAUUACGAUGAUUUUAACCACUUGAAUCCCUUCAUCAAUGAUCUCUUUUGUGGGGAAAUAGCUGCACCUUACUUUGCCUUUCCAACACCAUUUAACAAGUACAGACCUCCAAGAAAUCGCAGUGGACCUGCUAACGAGCUUCAUAUCCGAUUGGAGGAGUGUUAUGAGCAGUGGAGAGCAUUGGAGAAAGAGAGAAAGAAGACUGAGGCUGACCUUGCUAGAAACUUUCCAGGAAAGCGCGUCUCUAGCUCAAAUAACACUCCUGUGUCCCGACUUCCUGCUAACCCAUCACGAGUUGAUCGUUUGAUCGUCGACCAGUUACGAGAACAAGCCAGGGUCCUCACGUUAAUAAGAAAGAUGGAAAAGCUUCGUGGUGCCCCUGUUCACAGUAACAUACCCACUGCGUUGGAACACCAGCUGGAAGCCAUUCACGUCACCCAGGCCAGGCGUAAGGAUGAGAUUAUUAAUGCUGCUAAUCCACAGAGACAAGGAGCACCACGUUAUAACAAUGAGAAAGAUGUUCUGGCUCUAGCAGCUGCCAUUAGAGAGUUGGCUGCUUCCACACGUAAGACUCGUACCGCUCUAUGGUGCGCGUUCCAGAUGACUUUGCCCAAAACCUCUUCAAGUGGUCUAGUAAAACAAGAAGUUGUUGAAAGGACAUGGCAAGAGCUUUGUCCUCCAGACACAAGCACACAAGAAAAAAUCAGCGUUGAACAUGGAAACAAAGGAAGCAAAAAAGAAAAAUCCGAGGAACCCAUGAGGAUUCUGGAAUAA
Molecule: messenger RNA, 2374 nt
Organism: Antrostomus carolinensis (chuck-will's-widow)
Lineage: Eukaryota; Metazoa; Chordata; Aves; Caprimulgiformes; Caprimulgidae
Exons: 4
Biological process (GO): mRNA stabilization; meiotic cell cycle; male meiosis I
Cellular component (GO): cytoplasm; nucleus
Source: RefSeq, a predicted model, not a curated record